AUGAAUCGCUGGUUGACAAGGAAGAAGGAUGGCGUGGAGGAGCCCGCGACUGGAAAGAAGGCGAAGAAGGGCAAGAAGGGACAAGAGGAGGUCAAACCAGAUUUUAACCUCGACGCCGCAUUGCCCAAGGUGGACGACUUCCGGACGAGCUUGAUCAUGCCAGGCCUGUCGACGCGCUUCAGCAUGUUGCGCGACCAAGACGACCCAAACUCAAAGAUGGGCAAGGCGAGUGACGACAGCGUCCUGGCACCCAAACGCCAGUCGCGGCUGCACGAGUUCGGCUUCGUGCCCGGAGGACUUUCAGACAUUGCCGAGGUGUCCUCGCUGAGCGGAUCAAUACGACCACCAUUUGCCAAUGAGCGAUCGAAUUCCUUCGACAGCAGAGACGAUGAUGACGGGUCCGGCAGCAUGAUGAGCCGGGCUAGGCCCGGCGAGGGCAACAUUCUGUUUGGAGGUCGUCAAAAGAUCUACAUGAUCUCCAACAACAGCUCCAAGGGGCUGGGGCGGACACUGUAUGACGAUGAUGUGAACCUGUCUGCUUACCAGAAGCUGCGCCGGGAAGAGAAGGACAGACUCAGGCAGCAGGAGGCUGAUGAGCAAAACGGUCUCCAUUCUGAGCCGUCCAGCCCUUCCGCACUCAGCCGGAAGCGAGAGACGUCUUCGUCUACCAACUCGGGCACCGUCGAGACGCGCAUAUCGACGGCCGCCACAUCCAUCGCCUCUCAAGGUGCCAACUCUGUUGCCGUCAGUUCGCCCUCAUAUCCCACCCUCAACAGCCCAAUCUUUCCGGAGACGGGCCGCUCCACCGCAAAGCCUCGAAGGCUCUACGAUCAAGGACUCGACCUCCACAUCCAAGAGCAACAGUCGUCUUCCAUGAAUCGCCUCAACUCAAUACAGAGGGCACGAGCUCCUACGGGACGCUCAACCCCUCCCAUCCCAUUCGCCAGGUCUGCGACCAACCUCAGUGACCGAUUCAACCGGGGCCCUGCAUUCCGCUCCGAGAGCCCCAGUUCCCUGAUGCAGCCUGGCAUGAGCAGGAACAAUUCGUCUGCUGGAACAAGUCCGGUGCUCAGUCGACCCCAGUCACCGGCAUUGAUAAGUCCCAUUACGAGCGACAGUGAAGAUGCCCAUGCACUCAAUGCUGCGCUCCAGCCCAACGAUCGCGGCAAGGCAACAGCAAUGGGUGCCUUCAAUAAGCCAAAGGGGGCAUUCAGCGAACAGCAAUAUGCAGAGCGUCUGAGACAUCUGCAUCGAGAACGCGACAUACCUGAGGCGCAAGCGCCUGCACCCAAGGCAGAACGUUCUCCACCGCGAAAGCCUACCUUACGCGAACGUGCCGAGCAAGAAAAGAGGAGGCGUGCAGGAUCUGUAGCAUCUGACCAGCAGAGGGCCGAGUCUCCAGCUGAACCCGCUCCAGCACCGUCUGCCUUCUCUAGAUUCCAAGCAGCAGCCAGCCAGAUGAAGGUCUCUGGCCCAGCGUCACCAGCUGCAGCUUCAGAUCAUUCAGAUCAGGCUUCUGCGGGAGCCGGACCCCCUUAUAACAAAGCCACCUUUUUGGACUCUCGAGACUCGAGUGACAACGAGGGGGAGAUACCAGAGAGGUCCACCGUUCGCCCUUUGGAGCCAACACGACGUUUUGAGAAUCUGCCUACUGCGACUGGACCUGCGCCUUCGAUAUUUGAGCAUCCGGCAAUGCGAUCUCGAAGCGCAUCUCGUGGACCGGCUGACCAGAGGUCUCCUUCUCGCGAGCCACCGCGAUCUGAUGCUUCCCUUGUAAUUGCUGGUGGCGAUGUUGACUCACCAACACUCGGCCCCGACAAUGGUGGACUCAGUGGCCUCAUCCGCCAGCAUCUCCGCAACGUCAGCAAUGUUUCGUCAAACUACGGUGAGACAGAUAAUGGAAUGAUGAGCCCACCGGCGACUACACCAGCAGGUCUUGCUUUGCGAACUCAGAACAUCGGACUGCAGCCUCGGCAAGCCAGUUCUGAGAGUGUCACUCCUGCGCCAUCGACUUACAGUCACUCGAACCCAUGGGAUUUGGAUGACAUUGAGAACCCGUACCGCGACGAAGGCCGAAGCAAUCACUCUAUCAGUCCUGUUGAGAACCAGAAGGUGAACGUGCAAGAUACCCUCCUGACACCAAAUUCGACCGAGCCGACCUCGCAGUGGGACCUGACUCCCAAACGACAUGAGCGUGUUGCAAGUAACGAGAGCGAAGGUGACCACGAAGCUUUCCAACGGGAUCUUGCCCAGCGCCAGCGAGUCAUCCAAGAAAAUCUCCGUGCCAGAGCUGAAGGGCGCUCGACCAGUCCCGCCCCAGUUCCCGCCUCUGGAGGAGGACUCAAGACUGCUCUGAACAUGCUCCGUGCAAAGUCGAGUCGUGAGUCUUUCGCAACAGUUGACCGACAUCCAGACCUGCCAGUGAGGGCUCCACGGAAGUUGACACUUGGUACGGCUUCUCGAAAUGCCAGCAGCACUUCUUUAGUCGGGUUGUCCCCGAACGACCAAGUCCGACCUGAGAUGCCCCCCAUGAGGUCAAAGCCUUCGCGAGUGCUGCGACAAAGCGAGCAAGAUGCCCAGCGUGAAUCUGCGAACCGACAGCGGUCCGGAACUGACAGCAGUCGCACUGGCAGACCCACUGGUCGAUCACCCCCUAGGUCAGCAAAAAGCUCUACGCGUGAGCGCUCGAGCUCCGGCACUUCGAACGGUCGGUCACGAAGCCGUCCAGGAGAAUAUCGCGAUGAUCUUGACCAGGCCAUGACAGAGGGUUCCAGAAGCGCAUACCCACCAAACACGCUUCCAUCAAUGCCCGGUUAUGUCGCCCAUGCAACUCCUCCGCUGCCUUCUGAGAGGCCGUCCAUAGACAGUCAAGGGCGCAUGCGUUCGCGUAGCAACAGCAGAACGACAGCUGCGAACUACUUCGAGUCGAAGCACCUGCAACCUCUUCAGACUGGCCCUGGCUCAGCUAACGGGUCGCCGCGUCUAGGACUCCCGAAGUACUCCCCUGGGAUACCAAUCUCACCGCGUCCUUCUCCUGGUGGCUACAACAGCUCUCUGCCAUCACCAAUGCCGGCCUUUUCAUCGAACCACACUCCUCCUGUUUCCAAUCCUACGACACCCAACGCAGCCAUGUUCAACCCCAACAAUGUGCAGCCGAGGCAAGGAAUGCUCAGGAAGAAGUCUGUUGCGAAGGCGGACAUUUCCGAGCCAGUCCUGUUGUCGAUGACGACUCAAAUCGACACGGUCAAUCUGCCACCAGGCGCAUCGUUGAAGAACGGUCAAGAAUACGAUGCACCACCCGUGCCUCCCAUCAACCCUAUGCGCAAGCGAUUUGGGUUUGGUCGGUCAGGAACUGCGGAAAGCAUCAACCCUUACGAUCCUGCUAUCCAACCCGGCUUUGACGCUCCCCGCGCACCAUACGCCGAGCCAACGAGGACCAACUCGUCGGAUGCGCUACCUGGCGCCCAGCAACCCAGAACAAGGUUGAGGAAGUCAUCGAGCGAGGGCAGAAGCUUACGCGGCCCAGGCCAGCCACAGUCUGGACCGUCACCACCGCUACCCCAGGGCGUCUUUGGUGGCCGCAAUGGCUCGCCGCCACGACCCAUCAAUGACAGGCCCGUUGCCCAGAGGCCCAUGGACGGUGCUAUGUUCUGA
Parastagonospora nodorum SN15 is the source of this 3654-nucleotide messenger RNA. RefSeq lists its product as hypothetical. The record is from RefSeq and is a predicted model, not a curated record. Bases 1 to 3654 code for a protein of 1217 amino acids. NCBI's taxonomy places the organism in Eukaryota, Fungi, Ascomycota, Dothideomycetes, Pleosporales, Phaeosphaeriaceae. The transcript has a single exon.